Molecule: messenger RNA, 1939 nt
Organism: Olea europaea var. sylvestris
Lineage: Eukaryota; Viridiplantae; Streptophyta; Magnoliopsida; Lamiales; Oleaceae
Product: homeobox-leucine zipper protein HAT5-like
Exons: 3
Coding region: 429-917 (162 amino acids)
Biological process (GO): positive regulation of DNA-templated transcription
Cellular component (GO): nucleus
Molecular function (GO): DNA-binding transcription factor activity, RNA polymerase II-specific; sequence-specific DNA binding
Source: RefSeq, a predicted model, not a curated record
AUCAAGUUUACUAGAUCAACUAGCAGCACUCGACAUAGCAAAAUUACCAUACCGUCGUCUCUGGUAUCCAAUCAACGUCUCCGGCCGUCGAUAAAUUUCUCUCUUUUUUGUCCAAUUCAGAGGUUAAUUAUUAGGCUCUGUUAAAUUGAUUUUUCUUCGGAAAACUCACCGGCGCUGGGAAAAGUUGUGCUUCGUAUGAUGGGAUCUUGUAUCUGUCCGUUGGAAACUCCGGCGAGGUUGCUCUGGACCACUAGUUUCUUCCGACACAAGCUGAGGCUAUUCUAAUAUACUCGUUAUACCGUCGUAUUGUAACCUAACUUAAAACUCUAUUAAAAGUAGAGUUAAUUCUUCACUGGAAAAACUUACGCACACGCUUGUGUAUACGUAUAGUAUAUUGGUAUUGGAUUGCAGGAGAUCUGAGAAAAGAAAUGGAUUUUGGACGUAGUUUCUUUAAUUCCUCGUAUUCUGGCAACAUGUUUCCAGGAAAUGGUGAUUCCAUUUUUCAUGGAGCAACAUCGGUGAUGAGCAUGGAGGAAACCGCAAAGAGGCGACCAUUUUUCAGCACACCGGAAGAACUCUAUGAUGAAGAGUACUUAGACGAGCAGUCGCCGGAGAAGAAGCGCCGACUCACUCCUGAACAGGUGAACUUGCUUGAGAAGAGCUUUGAGGCAGAGAACAAGCUGGAGCCAGAACGCAAAACCCAGCUGGCCAAAUAUCUGGGAUUGCAGCCUCGACAGGUGGCAGUAUGGUUCCAGAACCGCCGUGCACGAUGGAAGAACAAGCAGCUCGAAAGGGAUUACGAUCAACUCAAAUCCUCCUACGAGUCCCUUUUGUCCAAUUAUGACUCCAUUCUCAAGGAGAACGAAAAGCUCAAAGCAGAGGUAAAAUCACAUCUAGCUAACUUAACUGUCUUUUAGUUUGUGUACAAUUUCUCAAGCUUUUGAAUCUUCUUCUUUUUAUAGUUUUUGCCCUUCUCUUUAGAUGCCAUUUACGAGUCUGAAGUAUUAAACAGGAUAAUUCAAAAAGCUUAUGAUUAAAUUAAUGUGAGCAGUAAAUAAAAAAUAAUAACUUAAGUAAUUAAAAAUAUCGCAGUAUAAUACUUUGCUCUUUUUUCUCUUGGAACUGGGGGAUAGGGUGGGUAUUGGAGACCAGUAGUUUGGGUUGAAAGUCACAAUUCUUGCGGGUGACAGUCACUUGAAGUUGUCUGGAAGUGACAAUAGUCUUCUAAUAUUAAGGUUUGGGGAGCAUUAUUUGUUGAGAAUCCCUCAAUCCUUUCUUAAGUGGACAAGGUGUAGCAUUGAAAAUUUUUCUAGAGUUGCAAAAUUAGAUAAAAUAGGGUACAAUAUCUUUAUGGGGAGCACAUAUAGAAAUGGAAUUCAUAAAUUGAUAAAGGGUCUACUUGAUGUAGAUUUUUUUAUUAUAUAUUUUGUUAAAAAGUGAUUUUUUGAAGAAUGUGGGGUUAAAAGGAAGGGAAAUGUUACGGGUUCUAUGCAAAAUUAUUUUAUUGGAAGAAUGAUAUAUAUGAAAAUGAGUUUGGAAAAGAGAAAAUUGAGUUUCAAAGAAUCUGUACCAAAUGGGGCUAGGAGAACUUCGGUAAAUGAAUUUAGAAUGAAAAGUUGGAAUAUUUGGAUUGGAUUCUAACUUAAAUUGUAUUCUAGUUUAACAUCUCGCCGUGGCUCAUAGGGAUGGCAAAAAAACCUUCUAAACCCGAUACUCGUAGGCCCGCUCCAAAAGGGAAGGGGAUUAGCCACUUAAUUGGGUAUUCGGGUUGAGGAACUUCGAGCGGGGGUGGGUACGGGUGACUAGCGCCACCCUAUUUAACUUUUUUUAUUUAUUUUUAUUUUUUAAGAAAUCAAUAUUUUAAAUAAAAAAACUCCACGAAAUUUCAUUAGUUCUAAUAGAAUAUGGCAAUUAAAAUUAUCCAGGGAAUAUGACAAAU